This is a messenger RNA of Colius striatus (speckled mousebird), 2217 nucleotides long. RefSeq names its product E2F transcription factor 5 (gene E2F5). Gene Ontology annotation, biological process: regulation of transcription by RNA polymerase II. The transcript is spliced from 9 exons. NCBI's taxonomy places the organism in Eukaryota, Metazoa, Chordata, Aves, Coliiformes, Coliidae. Gene Ontology annotation, molecular function: DNA-binding transcription factor activity, RNA polymerase II-specific; protein dimerization activity; RNA polymerase II cis-regulatory region sequence-specific DNA binding. The record is from RefSeq and is a predicted model, not a curated record. The coding region runs from base 61 to 1101 and encodes 346 amino acids. Gene Ontology annotation, cellular component: RNA polymerase II transcription regulator complex.
GGGCUCGGGCCGUUGCGGCGGUCGCGACACGUGGCGCGGCGGGCCGGCCCCGCUGGCGGCAUGGCCGCGGCGGCCGAGGCGGCGGGUGGCGGCGGCAGCAGCCGCCACGAAAAGAGCCUGGGGCUGCUGACCACCAAGUUCGUGUCGCUGCUGCAGGAGGCCAAGGACGGCGUGCUGGACCUCAAAGCGGCUGCUGAUACCCUUGCUGUGAGGCAGAAGAGAAGGAUCUAUGAUAUCACCAACGUUUUGGAGGGGAUUGAUCUCAUUGAGAAGAAGUCAAAAAACAGCAUUCAGUGGAAAGGAGUAGGUGCUGGCUGUAAUACAAAAGAAGUGAUAGACAGGCUGAGGUAUCUAGAAGCUGAAAUUGAAGAUCUAGAACUAAAAGAAAAAGAACUGGAUCAGCAGAAACUGUGGCUUCAGCAAAGUAUCAAGAAUGUCAUGGAUGACUCUACAAACCACCAAUUUUCAUAUGUCACUCAUGAAGACAUCUGUAACUGCUUCAAUGGAGACACACUUCUAGCAAUUCAAGCACCUUGUGGUACACAGUUAGAAGUACCUAUACCUGAAAUGGGACAGAAUGGACAGAAGAAAUACCAGAUCAAUCUUAAAAGUAGUUCAGGACCUAUCCACGUGCUGCUUAUAAAUAAAGAAUCAAGCUCCUCCAAGCCCAUGGUGUUUCCAGUUCCUCCACCUGAUGACCUUGCACAGCCCUCAUCUCAACCUGCAGCUACAGCAACUCCCCUUAAACCUGCUACAGCUCCUCAAAAUCCACCAGAACAACAUGAUCUGAACCAAGGACAAGAGUUACCCCAGACAUCAGCUGCAGACACAACAUCAGAUGGCAUUGUGCAGCAGAACAAUACAACCCCAGCAGCAACUUACUCCAGCCUUCCUGAGCCGGCGUUGUACCCCAGCCUUUCAGGAGAUGGCGCCCAAGCUACAGCUAGCUCCAGUGACUACCAGGGCUUGCUGCCCCUGGACGUCAACUGCAUUCUCAAGCCAAACUCUUUCGACAUAGCAAAGAUCGAGGAGCCUGCAGGAAAUAUCAGUGGGGAUAUUAUUGAUGAACUCAUGUCAUCUGAUGCUGAUAUAGCAAGUUGAAUCACCAAGUAUGCAACAUGGUCCGGAGCCAGCAUCAAGGCAAGCUGCGAGAAGAGAGCCCAGAGCCUGGUAAGGGAGGUUGGGGUCAGGAACCUGACAGAAAGGAGCAAACCUUCCCCUAGCAGUAUCUGCGCAUGCCACUGAAGCGAGCCACUCUGUUAAACCAUACCCUGAAUUACACCAUCAGUGAUGCUGCAAUGUACUGUUGUGAACAUAAACUCACUCAACUCCUGACAUUGUCCUCAGCAUGACAUUCCCUUGGUGGUUUAGUCUGUGCCAGGUUUUGGUAGCGGGGGGAGCUACAAGGGUGGCUUCUUCAAACAAAUAUCUGCCAGAAGCUUCCCUGUAGCUGAGAGGGCCAAUGCCAGUCCAUUCUAAGAUGGACCCCGCACCUGACCAAGGCCUGGCCCAUUAGCGAUGGAGAGAAUACCUCUGUGAUUAAUGUACUGGAGAAGAAGCAGCAGAAGGGAGGGAGAAUGUGAGAACAUCUCCACAGAGACCAAGGUCAGAGGAAAAAGUAGACGGAGUAGGUGCCCAGGCACUGGAAGAGAGAUUCUCCAUGUGACCUGUGGUGCCGCCCAUGGUGAGACCCUGCCUCUGCAGCCAUGGAGGCCACGGUGGAGCAGAGAUCUACCUACAGACCAGAGAAGACCCCACACCAGAGCAGGUGGAUGCCCAUAGAAGACUGUGACCCUGUGGGAAGCCUAUGCUGGAGCAAGUUUCUGUCAAGACCUGUGAACCUGUGGAAAGAGGAGCCCACAAUAGACCAGGUUUGCUGUCAAGACUCGCGACCUCAUGGGGAAACCACACUGGAGCAGUUUGUUCCUGAAGGACUGUUCUCCCCUGGAUGAGUCCCACACUGGGGCAGUUUGUGAAGAACUGCAUCCUCUGGGAAGGACCCAUGCUAGAGAAGUUAAUGGAGAACUAUCUCCCGUGGGAGAGAUACCACACUGUAGCAGCAGGAAGCGUGAGGAGACCUCCCUGGAGAAGAAGCAGCAGCAACGUCCAUCUGUGAUAAACUGUGCCAGUGAGGGUGGGGUGAGAUGUUUUAAGAUUCCAUUUUUAUUUCUCAUGUCCCUGCUCUGUUUUGAUUGCUCAUUAAUAAAUCAAACUAUU